This is a messenger RNA of Megachile rotundata (alfalfa leafcutting bee), 5624 nucleotides long. RefSeq lists its product as uncharacterized. Gene Ontology annotation, biological process: RNA processing. Gene Ontology annotation, molecular function: RNA binding; RNA methyltransferase activity. NCBI's taxonomy places the organism in Eukaryota, Metazoa, Arthropoda, Insecta, Hymenoptera, Megachilidae. The record is from RefSeq and is a predicted model, not a curated record.
UAUUUAAUUGGAUAAAAAUGUAAAAAUUUUUUGAUAUAAUAAAAAUAUAAGUAUUUAUUGUUCUUGCUUAUUUCAUAGCGUACCAUUUAAAAAAGAUAACUUUGCAUCGGGUCUACAUUAAUCGAUUAUUUUCGGAACGCCAUUUUCAUUAUUGCCCAUCGCGCGAUUAAAUGUUACCUAGCGUAAGGUAUAGCGUUGAAAUAAAGUGAAGAUUUUGUAUAAUCCUGGAAUCAAGACGUUAUAAAGGAAAUUUGUGAAAGUAAAUCCAUAUUACGAUAUAUGCACAUAUGCACUUUUGUACAUAUCGGUAAAAGAUUUAUUUUUAUGAACCUACGAAUUAGAUAAAACGAUUAUGAAGAACCGAAAGGGUACAACGAUAGCAGAGUAUUUGAUAAAAGAUUUGGUUUAGUUCCAUUCAUUGAUUAACUUUCUGUAUGCGUCAGUUGCGUCACAAAUCAGUUAUCAAUAUUGCAUGUAAUGUCGGUAAUGUUUUAAUCCAAGUGUCAUUUGUCUCGAAAGUCAAGAGCAGAAAAUUCUUAUUUGAAGGUCGACAAUAAAAUGGAAAAUUCUGAAGUCACAAUUGAAGGAGAAAACUAUGAAGUAGUUGAUGAAUGUGUCGAAGAAGAAGAUACAACUAAUGCUGCGCAGAAUAAGUCUAUGGAUAACUCUACUAAUAUGAACAAGCAAUGUUCGAAUGAUAUGGUUCCUGAAAAUAGUACAGAAAAUAAAAAUAUAGAGCAAAAUAAUGAAGCAAUACCAAUGGAUUCUGUAAACGAUUCAGUACCAGAUAAUUCAAAUAUUAAUAGUAGCAUCGAAGAUAAUAAGAGUAACAUCAAAAAUGAUGAGAGUAACAUUGGAAAUGAUAAAACUAACAUCGAAAAUGAUCAGAGUAACAUAGAAAAUAUUGAGAACACCAAUAAAAAUGAACAAAGCAACGUUGGAAAUGAACAGAGUAACGCUGAAAAUGAACAGAGUAACGCUGAAAAUGAACAGAGUAACGCUGAAAAUGAACAGAGUAACACUGAAAAUGAACAUAAUAACAUUAUAAACGAUCAAAAUAAGAUUGAAAAUGAUACAGAGCAAUCAAAUGUAGAAAAUGAACAUCCACAACAAUCAAAUGCAGAAUCAAUUGAUUUUACUGCUGAUAUAAAUUUAGAUCAGCUAGAAGAACAAAAAGAUGUAACAGACGAAGAUGUUUUACGUAAUUUGGAUGAAAUUGAAAAUAUAGAUUUGACUUCUGAUGUUCAAGUAAUAAAGCAAAAUGAUCAGACACAGGAGAAUAGAAUAUCUAACUCGGAAAUAAAGAAGAUUGGUGCAAAAAAUGAAAGAGUUGAAAAGAGUAAUAUUAAUCAGCAGAUACCUGAUAACAAUAAUGAAAAUAAUAAAUCAAUAGCAGUAGAAGAAGGAGAAUGUGUGAAAUAUGAAUGGUAUGAAAAGAAGCUCGCUGAGAAAGAGGCAAUUAUAAAGGAACGAUUAUCAAAGGUUGCUAGAGUUUUAGCAAUUUCUUAUCCAUGCUAUGAACAUUGGUUAGAAUGGGAAGAGAAAAUGAACGGUUCUCCUUUAUGCAAGUUAAAACCAGCUCGACGUUGUCGUUUGGACAAACCAUAUACUAAUCGUUGGAAGUUUAUUUGUACUAAAAAAAAUGUACAAAAUCCUACAAAAAUGACAAGUGAUGCUGAUAGUGAUGGUGAUAAUAAAAACGCAGAAUUUAUGUGGAAAUUGGAACCAGGCAAUACCUGUGGUGUUAAUAUAAAUAAUGAAGUAGAACUUCCACCUUUUGUCUUAUCUGCUGUAAAGGUAUUUGAAGACUUUCUUCAAACAACAGAACAAUUACUUCCACAGAAUUCUAAAAAUGAAAGUUUUUCUGAUGAUAUACCUAUGGAUGCAUCACCGAAAAAGGAAGUAACCACUGAUGGAAGACAGGAAUGGUUGUGGUUACUAGUACGUUGUAAUAGCAUGGAUGAGCUUAUGUUAUUUGCAACUGGAAAAAACAUCAGUUGCUCGACGAUGAAUCGUUUAAAACAGAUUUAUGAAUCUGGACCUGGAAAGGAUUGCAAUGUGAAAUCUCUUUAUUGCAAGACUAUAAAUAAAUGUAAUGAUACUGUUGUUACAGACACAACAUUUUUGGUAGGUUCAGAAGCUUUAGAUGAAACUGUGGGUGGAUUAAAAAUACAGCUUGCACCCAAAACAAAUUUUUGGUCAAAUACUGCAGGAGCAGAAAAUAUAGCAAACGCAGUAAUCGAAUUACUUGGUCCCACUCCAAAAACAACUGUAUUUGAAAUAGGAUGUGGUAUUGGUCUUAUUGGACUCAUGAUGGCUUCUAAAUGCCAACAAGUUAUAGGAGUAGAUUCUCCGUCUGAAGUAGAAGAAGCGGAAAUGACAUGUGAGUUAAAUAACAUAAAAAAUGCUUCGUUUAUUAUGGGAGCGCCUAACCAAAUCGCAGGUAAAAUUGCCAUAGCAGCAAAAAAUCGGAGAACAGGUGCAAUAAUUAAUGCAAACACUAAUAUCGGACGAGCUAUUGAAAUAAUGGCAUGUCUCAGAAAAAUUCCAUCUCUUAAACGAAUAGUGAUGAUAACUACAUUAACUAAGCAAUCAGUACGUGCUAUAUUAGAAUUAGCACGGCCUGUAGACAAUAGCAGUCGCGGACCGCCGUUUAUUCCUGUUUUGGCGCGCGUAGUUGAUACUUUACCUGUUGGUCCUCAUUUUGAAGCAGUUAUCAUGUUGCAACGACGAACAAUAAAAAUGAAUCUAAAUUGGUACCAAAAAAGUAUAGAAGCAACAGAUAGUAAAAAUAAUCAAGAACAAGCACACGAACAAAGUACAAACGGAGCAAAUAAAAGACUACCAGUUAAAGAUGUUAAACCACAAGUUAAAAAGAAUUUUAAUAAACCAAUAGUAAAACAUGCCCCGAAAAAGUCAAAGGCUGCAUUAAGGAGAACGCUUUAUACAAAAAAUGCUGAUAAUUUAACAAAAAAUAUUUUCAAAGGAAAACGUUCACAUUCCCCUGACAAAGGAGAAGCACCACCAAAGAAGCUGAUGAAGAAAUUUAACAAAUCUGGGAUUAAAGAUUUACCUGCUAAAAGGAAGAAAGAAUGGAUAACAGAAAAUCCACAGCUGCGCAUCAAUCCUACAUAUGAAAGAAAGAUGCGAGAACCCAAAGAGCAACCUGAUUUGAGAGAAAGAUUAUCUAAUAAUAGAUUAGAUACAGACAUUGCUCAAACAGUGAAAGAGCAUCAAGCACUUUUAGAAAUAGCAAAAGAAAAAUUAAGUGGACCAGCUCCAACUGUCGAUGUAAAUACCGCUAAACAGUUGCAAAAUAUGUUAAAUAUGGUUUUAGAACAAACAAAUAAACUCCAGAGUCAACUUCCACGUUCCGUUUGGGAUCGUAUCGCACCACCAGAAAAUGUAAAUUCAGGUGAAAGAGAAAGUACAGAUGAUCUUCUUUUAAAAGGUCGAUACAUUCAAGAAAUGGGUUCCCAAGAUAUUUUAAUUACUGCGACAAAUAAGAAAUUUUUAAAUAACGAAGAGUCUACUAUGAAACCAGGGUAUAAAAAAUAUAAUAAUUUACCACCAUUAGAACCAAAUACAAUAAUGCCAGUAUCGCAAGCAAUUGAGCACAGAGAAGAAAGACAGUUUCGUGUAACACCAGACCGAUAUGAAAUUAGCAUGCAGCCGCAACAGACUCAAGACAUUUUUAAUAGAAACCGUUGGAAUGAAAUGGGAAAUGUAAAGAAACCAAUGUCACCAAUGAGAAGACAAAUAUCCCCGAUAAUACAUCGGUUGACUCCACCAAAAAGACUUUCUCCUAAACGACCAUUGUUGUCUCCUCCAAGACGUCCAUGUUCUCCUCCCAGACGACACUUCUCUCCCCUUCGCCGUCCUCCAUCACCAAUUUAUAGACAACGUUCUCCUGUAAGAUGUGAGAUAUCUCCUCUAAGACGACCAUUAUCACCUCCACGACGAACUGAUAUGCCUCUAAAUCGUCCAAUGUCGCCAUUAAGACGUCAGAUAUCGCCACCGCGGCAACAAAUAUCUCCUAUGAGAUCAACUAUGUCUCCUAGAAGACAACCAUCACCAAUGAGACGACCAGUAUCACCUCCUAGGAGACAGAUUCCUUCUCCUAAUCGAAUGAUGUCUGGUAGACAAGAAAUGUUACUUUCUAGGCGUCAAGUAAUACUACAAGAUAGACAACAAACAUCCACGAUGAGACGUGAAGAAUCAUCGAAGGCAUUCAUGCCGGAACCUUCUCCAUCGCUAUCGAAAAGACCACAAUCCCCUCAAAGACGUCAAAUGUCUCCACAGCCAUUUACCGAUGAUUGGGAUAUACCAAGUAGAGGAGCAAUUGAACAAGGUACUUGGUUCCGCCCUACUGAAAGAGUAUCAGAACAAAAUGUCUGGCGAAAUGACAAAAAUUUAGCAUCUAAUAGUAAUUGGGAACAAGCUGCGUGUAAUGAUAGACAAAGAAAAUCUUUUAGUCAAGAAAAGUGGGAUACUAAAGAGUCUGUUCGUAGUGAUUCAUGGAAUAGUAGUGGAAAUAACUGGAACUCUAAACAGUUACCUACAAAACCUAUGAUGAAAGAAACAUGGUCGUCAAGUUUUGAUAAUAAAUGGACAAGCACACCGAAUAUGCCUGGAACUAGUAACGAGAAUUGGAAUAUUCGUGGAAAAGAAACUUUUACUACAUACAAAGAGCCAUGGAUGGACAGUAAAAAACAAAGUAGAUGGGAACCGGUAAAUGUUAAGGACUCUUGGAAAAAUUCUGACAAAGAGGAUUUGAAUGAUUUACCAGAAGAUGCGAAAGAUCCUUGGGGUGAUGAUGGCACUUCAGAUUUUAAAGACAGGUGGUCGAAAUUUGAAAAUACUCCAUCAUCAUCCACGUGGACAAGAGAAAAUGAACAACAGGGAGAUAUGUGGUCAAAAAAUAAAGCCAAUUGGCAGAACAAAGGAUCAAAUUUUCCUACGAAAUCUCAGUGGCAAAAUAGUAACGUUCAAAAUGUUGGAAAAUCACGUUGGCUUUCUCAAAAUGAUACGGAAAAAAAGGCAGCAUCAAGUGGUUCUUGGAAAAGUGGGAACAAUGUAGGAUCUUGGCAAUUUCAAAAUUCAAAUUUUCAAUCACAACGCCCUUUUCCUACUUCUCAGUUUAAAAGUUCAUAUUAAAAUUGGUGUUCGAUAAAUUAAUAAUGUUACUUGAACUUUUUUUCAGAUAUUCUUAUCAUUAUAUCACUUUAUUACAUGGAUCACAAAGGGGAAAUUAUAGUUUUUAUGUUUCAGUAUCAAUUCAAAAUAUAUUUAAGUCGAAUGGAAUAAAUAAUUACCCGAUUAAAGUUUAAAAUACUUAUAAACUUACUAUAUUUAUUAUGAUAGUUUGUGUUUUAAGUUGAUGCAAGUGAAAAGUGAUUCUGUUUUUUUUUCUUUUUUUGAGUUACUGUUUUGUUGUUUUAACAUUGAGAAUAACAUAAUUGUCAUUGUUAUUAUCAUUAUUACAUAAUGAAUACAGAAUUUAUAAUUUAAUGUGUUUACUACAAAGUCUAGGUAAUGGUGUUUUCUGUAUAUCUCCUUUGAGACUAUGUAAAAAGUAAGUUUAUAUUGUACUUUUUAAAUAAAAUUGCAUUUAUAUAAAAGUA